CGCAUCACUGGACGACAAAACCCCACCGCAAGACGCAGUGCCAGACUAGAGCAGCUUUGGCACGGGAGCUCCUCCGUGUAGUUUUACAGGGGAAAAGAGGGGAGAUCGUCCCUCAGCCGGAAUCCUCCUGAUCGUCCGAGCUGUUUCGGGGAAGGUGUAGUGGAGAGGAAGAGGGGACUCCGCCGGUGGAGAGAUCUUGGGAUGCACGCACACGGUUAUGGGUGAUUUAUGCCAUUUCGCAGCUGGAUAUGCGCACAAAAAGUGAGGAUAAGUGAGUUAUCCACAGGAUGGACACUGCGGAGGUGAUUCUCUCUGUGUUGGUGGUCGUGAUUAUCAUAGUGUCGUUGCUGUCCAACGUCCUGGUGCUGAUCUGCUUUCUGUACAACCCGGAGAUCCGCAAGCAGGUCCCAGGUCUGUUCAACCUCAACCUCACCUUCUGCAACUUGUUGCUGACCGUGUCCAACAUGCCGCUCACUCUGGUGGGACUCGUCAGCAAGUCUCAGCCGGGAGGGGACGGCUUCUGUCAGAUCGUGGGCUUCCUGGAGACCUUCCUGUCCACCAACUCGAUGCUGAGCAUGGCAGCGCUGAGCAUCGACAGGUGGAUCGCGGUGGUGUUCCCCCUGAGGUACCACUCCAAGAUGCGCCACAAGGACGCGGCGUUCGUGCUCGGGUACACGUGGGCGCACUCCAUGUCCUUCUCCACGGUGGCCACCAGCCUCUCCUGGGUGGGAUACCACCGGCUUUACGCGUCCUGCACCCUCUCCAACCCGAGGGCGAGCAGUCGGACGCAGUUUGUCAUCUUCACCGUCUUUUUCCACUCCUUCACCUUCCUCCUGUCUUUUAUAGUGCUGUGCGUCACAUACCUCAAAGUGCUUAAAGUGGCGAGGUUUCACUGUAAGAGGAUCGACGUUAUCACAAUGCAAACUUUGGUGCUGCUGGUGGACAUACACCCCAGUGUUCGCCAGCGCUGCCUGGAGGAGCAGAGGAGGAGACGACAAAGAGCGACGCGGAAGAUCAGCACCUUCAUCGGCACCUUCAUGCUCUGCUUCGCUCCCUAUGUGAUCACGAGGAUUGUGGAGUUAUUUCCAGCGGUGCCUAUCAACCCCCACUGGGGAAUUGUCUCCAAGUGCUUAACUUACAGCAAGGCAGCCUGCGACCCCUUUGUGUACUCCCUGCUCCGACACCAGUACAGGAAGACGUGCACCGACAUCAUCAACAGGCUGCUGAAGCGUAGCUCCUUGAACGCGUCCGGACCCAGGCAGGUGAACCAGGUCAACAGCAUACAGACGGCGGAGUGACAGGAAGCGGACUGAUGGGGGACACGGUCCGAGGGGUCCGAGCCCGGCAAACUGUCAGGGAAAAUGUGAAGCUGAUUUAUCGUCGAUGAAGAAGAGAACAAAUAUUGGGUUUGUUUCCUGUCCACGUCUGCUUGAAUUUGGUCUGACAUGCCCCAAAAAAAAAAAAAAAAAGAAAAAAAGAAAAAAGAAAAAAGGGAAAGUCAGUACAGACAAGGGCAAAUCCCUGCGCGGUAAUACCACUGUGCUUGCAUACUGAGCUCCCAGAGCAGCAGAUCAGCGCAGUGAACUUGAUGUGAGGACAAUAAGCAACGGCAGAUUUCACAUCCACCUGGAGAGACAAAUGUGCUCGCCCAAGAAGAACGGCCAGUCCAUAGCCUCAUUUUAACUAGGGUAGCUUUCAGUCUGAAGAUAUAUAAUAAUUUUGUAGAGUGUCUGUUUGUUUUGACAUUAUUGUCAUAAUUAUAUAUAUAUAUAUUCAUAUUAUAAGGAUAAGGAAUGUCUGUUUUAGUUUGUGCAAAGUGACGAGUUGAUAUGUUUAAAACUGUAUGUAGCACUGAAAACUAGCCUAACCAAAACCUGAUACAAACCGUGUCCCAUAUUACAGAUGAGAACAUACAGCAGACAGUACAAGUCAAGUCAGUUUUAUCUAAAAAGCCCAGAAUCAAAAGAAUCACAACUUGCCUGAAGAAGCUUUACAAUCUGCCCUCAACAAAGAUGUUUACCAGCCCUCCCAAGUGUUUCCAAGUGGUAUUAUAGUUGGUGUAGCUGUUGCAAAGACAGCCUGGUCGUUUCUGUUUCCUCAGUGUACGACAACGGAGAUGUGAAAGCAGAUAGAGACGGUGCCAGGCCAGGACAUCUCGUGCAAUUUUUUGUUUUUGAUUGUGACAUGUUGUCAUUUCACUGCGCAAUCAACUAUACUUCAAGCAGAAAUCUUGUCCAUUGCCAGCUUGAGAAGGUUAAAAUGACCCACAUACCCCCUUAUGUUAGUGGUGACUUCUAGUGGCCAUAGUGAUUACAACAGAAUUAAAUGUGCAACUCAGGUGAUUUAGUAUUGAGAGCUAGAAAAGGCAUCAUGGGGAGGAUGCACGAGUCAAACAAGGAGACCACUGUUCAUGUCCCGGGUGAAACUAAAAGUCAACAUCAACUCAUUUUAACCUGCGUAUGAAAGUUAACUUACUUAACCCACUUAAUUUAAGUCACAUGGGUAACGUAACUAUCAUAAUGUAACUAUCAUCAUGCAAAGAAACAUUAUGUAAUUUAAUUUGGCGCAAUGUAAAGUAACGUAGUGUUACACAGCUCAACAUGACACUACACUGCGUAACAUCAUGCUACGUGACGUAACAUUGUGACACCUAACGCGACGUGAUGCCAACUUUUGUAGGUAAAACCUAACAAUCUGCUACUUAAUGUCAUAAACUUGUUUUGGUAAGUGUCAUAUAUGUUGUUUUGGAAGCUGUUGGCAAACAACAUUAUUUAGGUAUGAGGACGUGUUGUCAUACAGCACCCUCUGUCCUUAGACCUUUAAUUUAGAUAAAGAAAAAGUCCCCAAAAACAUAUUCAAAGGAGAAAGAAAAGGAUGAGCAACAGGGAAGGUAUCCCCUCAGCAAACUACAAAUACAUACAGUAAACGUAGACUGUAAAAUACAAAUAAAGACAACACAGAUAAAAAAAAUGGAUUAAAUUACAUUAUUUCAUCCUUGAUGAGGAAAUGUUACUUUGUGGUACAUUGCCUUGUAGUGUAGGAGGAAAAGAAAGACGAUGUGUUUUCUUGUGUAUCAUGUGCUCUCAGCAGCUGUUUUGAAGGACUUACUGAC
Messenger RNA from Acanthopagrus latus (yellowfin seabream), 3112 nucleotides. RefSeq names its product G-protein coupled receptor 26-like. Gene Ontology annotation, biological process: adenylate cyclase-activating G protein-coupled receptor signaling pathway. Bases 288 to 1298 code for a protein of 336 amino acids. The transcript is spliced from 3 exons. Gene Ontology annotation, cellular component: membrane. The record is from RefSeq and is a predicted model, not a curated record. Lineage: Eukaryota; Metazoa; Chordata; Actinopteri; Spariformes; Sparidae. Gene Ontology annotation, molecular function: G protein-coupled receptor activity.